This is a messenger RNA of Eupeodes corollae, 2930 nucleotides long. RefSeq names its product glycoprotein-N-acetylgalactosamine 3-beta-galactosyltransferase 1-like. Gene Ontology annotation, molecular function: N-acetylgalactosaminide beta-1,3-galactosyltransferase activity. Lineage: Eukaryota; Metazoa; Arthropoda; Insecta; Diptera; Syrphidae. The transcript has 6 exons. Gene Ontology annotation, cellular component: membrane. The record is from RefSeq and is a predicted model, not a curated record. Bases 987 to 2159 code for a protein of 390 amino acids.
AAAUACAAAAUUCAAAUGACAGAUGUUUUGUGGUUGUGGACUUUUUUAUGAGUGUGGUUCUCUAUCAACGUGAUUUUUGUUAUGUUUUUAAAUUUAUUUUUAAUUUUUGUUAUUUGUUGUGUCCAUCUUUCUAGAUAACAGCGAGAGUGUUUCAUAAUCCAUAAUUUAGAGUGAAAAAAGAAUUAUUACUAUUUUUUUCUUCUUUUGUUAUUUCCUGUGAGUUUAAUUACGAUUUAACAAAUUUAUUGUUAUGUCGCCGGGAUACGGUCAGUCGGUGCGGCAGUGGUGGCCAGUUUGCUCGGAAUGUGUCGGUUGGUUAAAUAGUGUAAAUUAUUUGAAUUAACAAGUGAAUUAUUGUCAUAUAUGUAUUUAUGGAAGUUUUAUUAAUGCCGGCAUGCAGUGGGGGUGAAUAUAUCGCAAAGAAAACAACACAAGCAAAUAAAUAUUAUCUACAAAAAUAAUACACAACUUGCACAAAAUAUAAUAAAGACGAAGAAGGAGAAAAAGAGAGACAGUAACAAAAUAUGAUAACAAAAGACAAAGAAUGAAAUGAAAGAAUAAAAUAAAAGUGCAUGUUCAUCAAGAAUUAAAAUAAUAAUAAAAAUACACUCAAACUUGAGCUGGACUUGACUUGAGUGAAAAUCGUAAUAUUUAUGCACAUGCAUCGAAAAUAAAACAAAGUCAAUGUUAAAUAAAUGAAUGAAAUGGGAGAACAGCAAAAUGUGUGAUACAAUUAUUAUAACUAAUAUGACAGGCUGAUGGAAUUAAAAGAAGACAAUAAUUAUAAGAGCAACCAACACACCAAAGAAACUUACUUACAAAAGAAACAUAAUGUAACCCAAUGAAAUCCACAUCAAACUAUUAAACCUGUAGUAAGCAAAUUCCUAAACAAAGAAGUCCUUCCAAAAUAUUACAAUCAAAAAUCAAACAUUAAAAGUCUUAAAAAUACAGAAAUUUAAACAAACGCUUUCCAAACAUUUAAAAAUAUGACAGCAAGCGCAGAUUACCGAUUACUCGGAAGGCCAGCUACGGAUGGCUAUCGAACCUUAACCAAUCGUCGAUCUCUAGUCUGUCUAAUAGUUGGCCUUGUAGUGGGCUUCUGUUUUGCUGAAUUAUUCCUUCUAUCGACACCGAGACGUCCAGAAUGGAUGCCAUAUGUUGGCCAUGACAUUGGCAACAUCAAUGAUCCUCACAAUAGCCAUGAUUUGAUCGAGGAAUCUGGACCCGAUGGUGAAAUUGGGAUGCAUGCACAUUCCAAUGAGAACACUUCCAUAGCCAAUCAGUUGUACAAUGAAGUUCGGGUCUUAUGCUGGGUCAUGACCCAACCGAAUAACCACCAAAAGAAGGCGAGGCAUGUUCAACGGACAUGGGGCAAUCGAUGCAAUAAAGUGGUCUUUAUGAGCUCGAAAGAUGACCCGGAACUGGGAGCUGUAGCCCUGCCAGUUAACGAGGGUCGAAAUAAUCUUUGGGCCAAGACGAAAGAAGCCUUCAAGUAUGUCUAUGAGAAUCAUUAUGAUGAAGCCGAUUGGUUUAUGAAAGCUGACGAUGACACUUAUGUGAUUGUUGAGAAUUUGCGUCACAUGUUGUAUCCCUAUUCGCCUGAAGAACCAAUUUACUUUGGUUGUAAAUUUAAGCCUUAUGUUAAACAGGGUUAUAUGUCUGGUGGAGCUGGUUAUGUUUUAAGCAAAGAAGCUCUACGAUUAUUUGUUGAGAAAGCUCUAAGAGAACCAACAUUGUGUAGAGCUGAUAAUGAAGGUGCAGAAGAUGUUGAAAUGGGUAAAUGUAUGCAAAAUGUUGGGGUCUUUGCUGGAGAUUCAAGAGAUACAAAUGGACGGGGGAGAUUCUUCCCCUUUGUUCCAGAGCAUCAUUUGAUACCGGGACAUGCGGAUAAGAGUUUCUGGUACUGGCAGUACAUAUUCUAUGAGACUGAUGAGGGCCUCGACUGUUGUUCAGAUAACGCUGUGUCGUUUCACUACGUCUCACCAAAUCAAAUGUACGUCCUCGACUACCUAAUAUACCAUCUUCGACCGUAUGGUAUUGUUUAUAACUCAGACGUUCUACCACCAAAGAUCUCAAAAGAAGAAUAUCUAGCUCAAGGAAAGGCUAAACCUAAACCUAAACCUAAAACCGAAGUUAAACCAACUAAGCAGAAAAAAUAGUCAAAAAACAGCAAAAAUAAUUAAAAGAACUAAAUUAAAAACAAAAGCAUUGCAAAGACGAUCACUAACAUUGUGUUCACUCAAUAAUUACAACAAAAAUGAGAAAUAUUUAAAAAAAAGACAUCUUUAAUGUAAUUAACAAAAAUUACAAAAUUAUUUUUAAAAAAUGACUAAAAUAAAAUAAAAGACUUGAAUUUAAAAACAUUAAAAUAAUAAUAUUCCUUAAAAUCUUUGUCAUUUUAGUCCUUAAAGUUUAUUUGUUUGACAAAUGAAUAAAAUAAAAUGUUUGAGAUUCCUUCCUCCUCCUACUUAAAUAAAUAAACUUAUUUCUCCUAAAUAUUAAAUUAAUAUAAAAAUUAAAUAAUAUUAAUAUAUAUAUGUAAAUGUAUGCAUUAACUUAUACGUUACUCCCAUUGGUUUGCCAUUUUAUAAAUAUUUGUUUGUAUCUAAUUAUAAUAAUAAUUAACAAACACUCUAAAGCUCUUAAGCUUGACUGUAAAUUGUUGCACCAUAAAUAACGUAUUUUUUAGUUUUUUUAAUUUUCUGUUUACAAAUAAAAUUUGUUAAUUUCAAAAUAAAAAAAUUAAAUUAUAAAAUAAGGUUCUUGUAAAGUUAUGUAUACCAAAGAAUUAAUGAAUUCAAAAUAAAUAAAGAAUAACAAUAGCAAUUACAAAAAUCAUUAAAAAAUUGUAUUUUUUAAGUAAAUAAAUUUAUUAUUUAAUUUAAGUAUGUACCUAUAAUUAUAAGUACAAUUAUUUUAUUUAAAAAAAA